GAGACUGUGCUGGGACCAUCAAGGGGCAAGCAUUUCUAUCUGUCUUGCCCCACCCCUCUGCCUGGGCCAUAUCAGGAGGAGUUGCAGACUGAGAGAUGUUGCUGGACUGGAUGGGAUGCACUGUCACCUGCAAGCACGGCAGAUACUCUGUAUCACCCAGCUAUGGCCUUCCAUUGAGAUCCCUGCAUUGAUGGUGCCAGCCGUGUAUCUCUCGCAAGGGAAUUUCACAAGAUUUUUUCAUUCUAGAUAACCAACACGAGGGUGAAUGAUCAGUCUGCAGUUGAAAAUGGCAACCCCACAAGCUUCUCUAAUGUCCAUACAUUCCUUCUCAAUUGUCACCAAAUUUCUCGCCCGUUGGAUCAAUUUUUUGCUAAGGCACUGUGUCUCGGGACUCGGAUUUGGCAAAGAGGCCUACCUUCCUGCUCCCCUAGAGGAAGAAGAGGAGAAUCUACUCUCCCCCGAAGCUUGUUACGAGUGCAAGAUCAACGGUUACCCCAAGAGUGGACGGCACCGGCGCAGCGUCAACGGCACCGGCGAGCACCAGAAACUGGACGUCAGCCUGGCCAGCAUCGACGUGGGCGCCCCCAUGGUGGUCGCACUCAACCUUUCCAACCUGGGUCCCAAGGAGCACAUCCUCGAGCUGCUGCCUGCCAUGGCCCCGCUGGAGAACCGCGUCCGCUACAUCAUCGCCCACAGGAACCAAGCGGGCUACUUCCACAUCCACCAGAAGGAAGGUCUCAGCUACCUGCACUUAGCCCGCAAGCAGGCCGCCCUCGGCACUUACAUGCUGGAGAUUGCCAGCGUCCCCCUCUACCACAAGCGGGAGCUGCGGGAACUAGAGGCCCUGAAGGAUCUCGACUACCUCACUGGAGAGCUGGGCGAGGCGCUCAAGAUGAGGUUGCAGCUCCAUCUCUUUUAAACCUGCCCUCAGACACACCCACGAAGCCAAGGGCUCGGACGGUGCGCCGCCCCACAUCAACCCCCCCCCCAGGAAAAUCAGCACCUCUCCCCCCCAUGCCUCGGCAUCCCAAACAGCCCCAGAUCUGGACCAGAGCUAAUUCUGCUGUCCAAAAUCAAAGGCAUCUUUCAGGCGGCUGUCCUUAUCCAUGCUCCUCUCCCACCAAUGCCCUCAGCGUGGGACUCCAGCGGCAGAGGUGGGUCUGUAAGGGCAGAUGGGGCCCAGCCCCACCAACCUCAGUCUGCUCUCAGCUGGCCCCCACACCUGCCUGACAGUCAUACUUGCAAGCAGUCCAGAGGGCGGUCCUGCCAGGCUGCUUCUUCCUCCCGCAUCUCAGUGCUGCACCGCUGCUCCGCCUAUCAUCGGGUUUGGCUCCGCCUACUGCUUGGGCGCCUUGCCUUCCGCCCCACCGGACCCAGUGGUCACUAGCCGCCUCUGGACUCCAGGAAAUGACAGAGGUAUGGACUGUGCAAGCAAAGCCAUCAACUCGACGUCCCUCUUUCCGCUGGAGAACCCUGUUGCUCCAACACUCCCUCCUCUGUUUGGCACUCCUCCAUGAGCCUUGAGGAUUUAUUCAUCCCUGAACAUCCAAAGCAAGGACAGCUUUCCAUCUCCACUGGGCUCUUGGUCCAUUUCAUGCUUUGCUCCCGAGUUUGUGGGCGGGCACAGCUGAAAGCAGGCCGGUUGUGUCAGAAGCUGAGCCUGUCGGUGAUGGUUGGGGGAAGCUAGCCAGGCCUGUAUCCGAGCCAGUCUCUGGAGUCCUCUCGGGUGCGCUGGAGUUAGUUGAGCAGCGUUGAAGUACAUUGUGCUGUUUAUAGGGACCAAACCACACGGGAAUAGCAGCUCUGUGAAGGGUAAAGUACAGUUCCCAGGAUUUUUGGGGGGAAGCCAUGUACUUUCAAUGUGUGGGGUGGAUGUGACCUCUCCGAGAGGGGCAACGACAGGGAUUUAUCAAGCCAAUGAGCACGCUGUCCAAUUUCACAUCCAUAUUAUCGAAACUUGGCAGAUUAAAUCAGCUUUUCUGCAUUCCGGGGCCCCCAAGACCCCAGCAUCAUAGGGCCGUGCUGGCUAGGGCUGUGAUCCGAAACUUGGGGAGGGAGGCACCAAGGUUCAGGAAAGCAUAUUUAAGGCUCAUCAGGGCAAAUGGGAUGUUGCCCUGCCAACCUCGCUCUGCCCUCACCCAGCGCCCUCAACUACCUGCCUCGUUUACAGCCAGUCAGGGGGUGGCUGUGCCCAUCAUCGGCGCUGUGCCUUCCGCCCUGCCAGUCCCAAAUGGGCAUCAGCCAACACUGCUUCGGAGUGUGCCGUCCCAUUGGCUGUGGGCACCAGCCAUAGCUAGGAAACUGGGCUCCAAGGUGUCAAACUCCCCACCCCACCCCCAAGGUCACCACCUCCCCAAAUCCUGAUGUGUUUAUGCUCAACGGAGACCCAGAAUAAGAGCCUCCGUUUGCUUCAGGGAAAUGAGCAUCCAGCAUGAACACCGACAAACUCAGGCAUAUAUAUAUGAGAGAUCUUCUCAUGCAGCUAUUUUUUUCUAAGAAAGGGGGGUUCCUCUCCCUUUGACUCCUCAGAAACCUUACAUGCCUCCUCAGAAUGGUGGGUGCUAGCUAACCCCUCAAGCAAAGCUUGUAAAGCUUCACAUGCGCUUUUCCCCAAAUGCAAAUUAAUUUCUGCGUUUCCUUUUAGAAAAGCCUUCCCAAGGAAAACCACAUCUCAGACACCAAGAACCAAAACCACAUCCCAAGCACCAAGUUUAAAGGUUGAGAACUUGGUUUGGUCGUGCAUAACCUGUCACGACCCCUUUUUCUCUCGUUCCCCUUUUAUCACAGUAGAGAGACAGCUUAUUACCAGAGCUCAAACUAUAGCACUGGUCACACCUCAGGCUGGGAAGGUUUAUCAUUUCUCCUGAGCCAGCUCCACAGAAUAGCAGAGUCGGAAGGGGCCUCUAAGUUCAUUGAGUCCAACUCAAUGCAGAAAUCCAACCUAAAGCAUAAAGCGAUAUGCUCGAGAAGAACUCUCGUUCAUGCCAGCGGGGCAGGACGACAAGGGGAAAAUUCCCAGCGGACAGAGGGUUGGGGACAACUUGGAUUCAGUUUCCAUUUAAAGGCGAACCGACUCAGUUCGCACUUUCUGAAACAAUAUGCACACUGACACACAGCCACCUUCUGACAUUUGCGCUUCUUUGAAUUGUGCAAUGCGGCUGUCCCAUCGAGUAAUGAGGACAAAAUACAUAGACGGGGGGGAGGGAAUCUGCAUAAAAAGGCAAAUGUUCGCGAAGAGACUCUGCAAAAUGUGUUCUAAUCCAGGAAAUUGUUUUGCAGAAAAAAAAAACAUGUACGCAAAGUUCCCCACAAAGGUGUGUAGCUUGGGAGAAAUUCACACUAAAAUGAAGAAUGCAGAGAACUACAUUUAAAAUUGAGACAAAAAGCGAAAUGGAAAUUAACAAGACCCGUCCGUCCCCAGCCUGCUGGGCCUGCUCUGGAUCCUUCCCAUUCUUUUCCAUCCCCUCCUUUUUUAAAAAUAUCUGGGUGUUAGGAGAUGGCCUUGGGCCCCUUUAACACUUGAAACCCUGGCCCUCCCCAGUUCACCCUACUGUCGGCAAGGCCACAAACCACAGUCCUCCUGACACAACAAAGUGGCUAGUCUGGAUUUGUUCUCUGUCUUGUUUCGUAAUUCCUCUUCCUCUGGUGGUUGGUUUUUUUUGGGGGGGGGUGCCAAAUGGUGCUUCCUCCUCUUAUGAAUAAUAAUAUGAUUGAUGAUGAUAAUCUAUUAGCCGAGGGGUGUUUGUGCGUGCGUGUGAAAGGUGUGGCCCUCAGGUUCUUCGCACCAAGUCUGUGACUUUCAUUUCAUGCACCAGCAGCUUGUUUGUGGAGGGGAGGGGGGUUAGGGCAGGGCAGUCAGAAUCUGAAGAGCCAUGAUACGAUUGUGGCACCCCAGUCCAACCCUUUUUUCAAAGGGGCUUUUCCCCUCCUCCCCCUUCCCCGCUUAAUAUUCCACAAAAAAAAUAAUAAACGCUUCACCGAUUACCAAAA
Messenger RNA from Rhineura floridana, 3990 nucleotides. RefSeq names its product fibrillin-2-like. Bases 266 to 919 code for a protein of 217 amino acids. The transcript is spliced from 5 exons. Lineage: Eukaryota; Metazoa; Chordata; Lepidosauria; Squamata; Rhineuridae. The record is from RefSeq and is a predicted model, not a curated record.